Sphenostylis stenocarpa is the source of this 756-nucleotide messenger RNA. The record is from the annotation of a GenBank genome assembly. Lineage: Eukaryota; Viridiplantae; Streptophyta; Magnoliopsida; Fabales; Fabaceae.
AUGUUGAACCCAAGGGAGCUUAAGAGCCACAAAUCCGUAGCCACUCUCUCCCACUUCGGAACGCUAACCUCCCACCAAAAAAACCAGAUUCAUCUCUACGUUGAAACUCUUCUUCAAUGGAACAAGCGCAUGAAUCUCACUGCUGUUAGAGAGGUGAAUGAAGUGAUGGAAAGACACGUGGAGGACUCCCUUGCGAUUUUGCCUCCGUUGAGCGACUGUUACCGCUCCCACUGCGCCACUUCAUGCGAUAAGCUGAGUCUCGUCGAUGUUGGAACUGGCGCUGGCCUUCCCGGAGUAGUUUUGGCCAUAGCUCGCCCAGAGUGGGAUAUAACGUUGAUGGAGUCUAUGAACAAGCGAUGCGUCUUCUUGGAGCACGUUGUCGGUGUUGUCGGGUCCUCAAACAUUCAAAUUGUAAGAGGAAGAGCAGAGAAUUUAGGACAGAAUCCUUGCUUCAGAGAGCAAUUUGAUGUAGCAGUGGCCAGGGCAGUUGCAGAAAUGAGAAUAUUAGCUGAAUACUGUCUUCCUUUGGUUCGCGUUGGUGGGUUGUUUAUAGCUGCCAAGGGUCAUGAUCCUGAGGAUGAAAUUAAGAAAGCUGAAAGUGCCAUCCAGAAGGUGGGUGCAUCUCUAUUGCAAGUUUGCUCAGUGGACUCGCAAAGUCCAUACGGUCAGCGAACUGUUGCCAUAUGUUCAAAGGAUCGUCCUACCCCAUUGAAAUAUCCCCGUGAUCCAGGUACACCAGCUAAAGAGCCAUUGUAA